CAACUAAUAAGUGUCUGCUGGCCCACCCGAUCGACCUCCACCGGCAUCUCCGCAUCUCCUCAAUCGAAUCUCUCCCCUCAAUUCCCAAAUCUGUAUUUUAAUUUUUAAUCACCCACGUCCAAUUUCCUCUUGUGAUUUCUAUCAAGGACAAUUCUCCUUCUUCUGAUUAUCACUGCUCCAUUAUUUAUACAAAUAUAUAUAAAAAGGACCGACUCUGAAGACCCCAUCUGGGAAAGAAGACGAAUCUCCUUCUGGGGCUGCUUUGGUUGUUCUCAGCUGGCGGGUCUUCGAUUUUUCGAAAAUGGGGAGCGAAAUCGAAGAAUUUGAAGAUCCAAAACUUUCAUCCGAAGCAUUGGAGAACAAUCGUGCAUCUUCGUCGAAGGAAGGCAAAGGAAAGUGGCUGUGGGAGAAGGUGAAGUAUCAGCUGGUUGAGUACCACACUUUGCCAAAUUACUUGAGGGACAAUGAGUUCAUCUUAGGCCAUUACCGGUCUGAAUGGCCAUUGAAGCAGGUCUUGCUUAGUAUGUUUACCAUCCACAACGAGACGCUGAACGUUUGGACGCACUUGAUCGGAUUCUUCCUUUUUCUUUCCUUGACCAUAUACACUGCAAAUAAGGUUCCAGAGGUCGUUGAUCUUCAUGCUCUGCAGCAUUUUCCUGAUGUGCUGAAAAAGGCGGAUCUGCACAAAUUACAUGAAGAAUUCAUGACCUGCCUCCCUUCCUUACCCAACAUGCCAGAUCUUAACAGACUUAGAGAAGAGUUAAAGAUGUCGUUAACUUCAAUCGAUCUGCUACCCUCACUCUCUGGUUGGCAUGUUAUGGAACUUCUGAAAAACUGUUUGCCACAACGAUUCUCCCAUGGCAACCAAACUGAUGUCUGUGUGCUGCAGCGUAGCAUGAAGGAGGAUGUAGCAAACAUAAUAGCACCAUUGAUGAUUAGACCAAUCACAAGAUGGCCAUUUUUUGCCUUCUUGGGGGGAGCCAUGUUUUGUUUGCUGACCAGCAGCGCAUGCCAUCUCCUCUCUUGCCACUCUGAGCUCAUGUCGUAUAUCAUGCUCAGGAUGGACUAUGCUGGAAUUGCAGCCCUUAUAUCUACCUCAUUCUACCCUCUCGUCUACUACAGUUUCAUGUGUAACCCUUUCUUGUGCGCCCUCUACAUGGGAUGCAUAACCCUCUUGGGAAUUGCCACAGUUUUGGUUUCCCUUAUCCCAGUCUUUCAAAAUCCUGAAUACCGAAUAGUCCGUGUGUCUCUUUUUCUUGGCAUGGGCUUGUCCGGGAUUCUACCUGUUAUGCACAAGCUGAUCUUGUUUUCAGAUCAACCUGAGGCACUCCACACAACCGGGUAUGAGAUUCUGAUGGGCCUUCUCUACGGGGUGGGAGCCCUGGUCUAUGCCACAAGGAUUCCGGAACGAUGGCUGCCUGGGAAAUUCGACAUAGCAGGGCACAGCCACCAGCUGUUUCACGUAUUGGUAGUGGCGGGGGCAUACACCCAUUACCGUGCAGGGCUGGUGUACCUCCAGUGGCGCGACUUAGCGGGUUGCUGAUUUAGUGAAUUAGGAAGGUUGCCUCUUGACUCUAGUAUUAGUGGGUAACUGUAAGGUCUCUGUUUGUUGUUAUUUUAUGUGUAGCGUAAAUAAUGUGAUUUCCGAUUUGUGACUAGAAUUGGGCACAGAAAAUCGUGUUUGGUUCCUGGGAAAAUGAAAAAAAGAAACAUUGUAUUGGAGUAUUUCUAUGUUUUUUCUUGUACGCUUUCUGUAUGAAAGAAUUGCAGUGCAGUACGUGAACAAAAAGGGAGGAAAAAUAAUUUGUUUUUGCUUUCA
Malus domestica (apple) is the source of this 1819-nucleotide messenger RNA. Its product is annotated as heptahelical transmembrane protein 4-like. Gene Ontology annotation, biological process: response to hormone. Gene Ontology annotation, cellular component: membrane. The record is from RefSeq and is a predicted model, not a curated record. Gene Ontology annotation, molecular function: signaling receptor activity. NCBI's taxonomy places the organism in Eukaryota, Viridiplantae, Streptophyta, Magnoliopsida, Rosales, Rosaceae.